Cladocopium goreaui is the source of this 1353-nucleotide messenger RNA. The record is from the annotation of a GenBank genome assembly. Lineage: Eukaryota; Dinophyceae; Suessiales; Symbiodiniaceae.
AUGGAGAGCUUGCGACUGUAUCUUUCAGGCUGUGAGGGCUUGCGCGACAGCGCCUAUGCCACGCUCGCCGAGAAGUUGCCCAAGAGCUUGCGUUUCUUAGAGCUGGAGCCCAGCGGCAACUUUGGCGAAGCCGGGCUGGCGGCCUUGCGGCAGAGGCUGGUGGAGCUGGAGCUGGUUUUGCGCUUGGACUGUUCCUACACGCAAGUGGACGACGAUGUGGCGGCAGAUUUGAUUGGUUCAGACAGCUGGUCCGCGCUCUGUCGCUGGCAGCCCUUGCUGGCGCCGGCCGCGCCGGUGGACCGUGGGCCGCAGACAAACGUGGACGCCGAAAGCCCGCCCGCCCUGGCGCCGGCGCCGGCCAAGCCAGCGGCUCCGGUGCAGGUGGAAGUGGAAGCAGUGAAACCCAAGACGUUGCCAGAUGCCAAGUUCAAGGAGGCUGUCACUCACACCUCCCCCGCAUCGCCCGUGUCGCCCGUGUCGCCUGUGUCGCCCGCUCCACGGCGGUUGAGCGGUGCAGCGAGCAAAGCUAGGCCAGCGGCUACUGCCGCUGGCACGAGCCAAGAGUGGGUGGCCCUAGUCAAGAGGGCAGUGCAUCAGCUGGGACAUCUUCAUCUCAUUGAGGAACAGCUGCAUGACCUCAAGGCUUCCGGCAGCUUUGGUGUUUCCAGGCAUGCCCAUCAGGCGAGACGGGUCGCUUUGAAAUACUACUAUGAUUGCAGUGGAAUGCAAAUGGAAUUUAGUUGCUUGGUGGUUUCGAAUGAAUUUCCACCGUAUUUAGAAGAGUGCUACAUGCAGAGGUGCUCUGACCGGGUGUCGGCGCAAAUGCUGUUGGCAGGUGCUGCUGCUAUGUGCUGCUGGCAGGCGCGGUUGGCGCGCGCUGCUAGCAGGUGCUGCUGCCAGGUGCUGCUGCCAAGCGCUGCUGGCAAGGUGCCGUUGGCAGGUGCUGUUGGCAGGUGCUGGUGCUUUGGGCGGGUGCUGGCAGGUGCUGCUGGCAGGUGCUGUCAGCAGGUGCUGCUAGCAGGUGUUGGAUCCUUUUCCGACCUUGAUCUUCACUCCACCACAAGAGGGCAGGCGCUGGGUGGGGCAUGGGCUGUGGCCGGGAAGGCGGACCAGGUGGUACAGGAACAACAAAGUGAAGGCACGUCGAUCUCUGGCGGCUCGAGAUGUGACAUUGACAAACAGCAUAUCAUCAUGAAAGGCGAUCUCAACAUGGAGGCAUCCGCUGGUUCGGUUCCAAUUUUGCCAUCAGGGAUACCCAUGAACUUCGAUCAGAGCAGCCCAUCUUUGUACUGCAAAGCAACUACUCCAGAAACUUGCAUUGCUGCUAAGCGCAAGCAGCUGGCUGGAGCCUAA